Messenger RNA from Paramecium octaurelia, 1402 nucleotides. Lineage: Eukaryota; Ciliophora; Oligohymenophorea; Peniculida; Parameciidae. The record is from the annotation of a GenBank genome assembly.
GUUUUUUUAUGGUUUCUGCCUAUUCAAUAGGAACUGGGAAAAGAGAUAACCCCAUUAAAAAUGUUGUUCCAGCUCCUAACGCUUACUCCUUAAAUAAUCAUUCUACUUCUCCUCAUUGGACGUAUUAGAUUUUAUAUUUUUAGAAUAGGAGGCAAAGUUAGGAGGGAAAUAAGAAUAAAAUCAUGCACUCCUGGACCAGGAUAAUAUCCUUAAAAAUCUUUUAUAAAUGGAACACCCUGUUGUACUUUUAAGGGUAGACUCAAACAAAAAGUUAUAUCUUAAUCUCCUGGGCCAGGCAAUUACAAAGAAGAUUCAUUCUUUAACAUUCAAAAAAGAAUCCCGUCAUAUAGCAUUGGUGUAAAGAUUGAUAAAAGGAUCAAAAAUUUUGUACCAGGCCCUGGAACUUAUAAUUUGAGUUAGACUCAUCUAACAACGAAUUCUAGCAAAUUUCCUAUUGAAAAGAGAAUAAAAACUAUGGAUGAUGGAGCUAGUUCACCUGGACCAGGAUGUAUACUCUCAUUUUAUUUUAGAAUACGAUAUAGCAAACCUUAAUAAAUUUUCACUGCAUAAAUCAUAACCCUCAUGGGGAUUUGGAUCGAAAAACAAUUUUAAAUUGCAUUAAUCAUUGGAUAUAAGUUCCCCUGGUCCUGGAAUGUACGAAUUAAAAAGUACGUUAACACAACAUAGUUUUACAUUGAAGCCAAAAUUAAAGACAUAAGAAUGUGAUAGAUCAAUACCUGGACCAGGAAAAUACUCUCCUGAUGUUUCUUUUAUUAAAUCGACAUAACCUGUCUUCAAAAUAGGCAAGGAAUCUAGGAUUACUUAAUAAAAAGUUUCUCAAGGUCCUGGGCCUGGAAGAUAUUACUCAGAGUAAGCUGAAUAGUUAUUCUCAACUUAGAAAUUACGACGCCAGAAGUAAGAAAAGAUAGCCUUGUUACAGUUUAGGAAAAGCAAAUAGAAUUUCUAUGACUGACAACGAAUCUUAGUUUGUGCCAGGACCUGGGGCUUAUGAUAGCCCACCUUAAAAAUUAGGGAAUAUCACAAUCAAAGGAGCAAAAACUCAAAUGCGAUCCUAACAAAUACCAGGACCAGGUUUAUAAUUAAAUUUACAUUAGGAACUUAUAAUCCUAAAGACACAUUAUGUUGUUCUUAUGACGGCUCUGUUAAGUUUGUUAAAGAAUCGAAAUAAGUUAAAAUGCUAUCUACUGAAACCUUGCCAGGACCUGGGGAGUAUGAUUCUAAAAGUAUUUUAAUUGGACCUAGUUGGGGAUUUGGCAAAUAGAAUAACAGAAAACCCAUUUAUAAUAUUAAUAACAGUCCAGGUCCAGGAGCUUACAAUGUUCCAUCUAAAUUCGCUGAUGUUCCAAAAUAUUUAAAUUGUAAACCUAAAUUUUAAGUUUGA